UCAGUUGACUUAAUAAGGCCAGUGCGUCGAGUGCAGCGCGUUUGAGCUUCAAAAAGUGCUUUGUGUCAGUUUUUUUAAUCCAACAAAUUGCAGUAAUUGCAUUUAGAUUUCUGAGACUGCUUUAAUUGUUGUUGCGAAUAUGCCGUUGAAUAUUAAAAAUGUUCUGGUCUGCGACGCUGUCGAUAAGUCGUGUGUUGAGCUUCUAGAAGAGCACGGCAUCAAUGUUACAUACAAACUGAAGCUGCCUGUGGAUGAGCUCUGUAAGGAAGUAAAGAACUUCGAUGCUGCCAUUGUACGUUCGGAUACAAAAAUAACAGCGGAAGUGCUGGCGGCUGGAGCUGGCAGCCUUAAGGUUGUGGGUCGUGCGGGUGCUGGAGUGGACAACAUCGAUGUGGCUGCAGCAACGGCGCAUAAUGUCGUCGUCCUUAACACUCCAGGCGGCAAUUCCAUUUCGGCUUGUGAACUGACGUGCAUCCUAAUUGGCGCUCUGGCGCGUCCCGUCGUGCCAGCCGGUCAGAGCAUGAAGGAGGGUCGUUGGGACAGGAAGCUUUAUAGUGGCACCGAGCUCUAUGGCAAGACCCUGGCGGUGCUUGGCCUAGGCCGCAUCGGACGCGAAGUGGCCAUACGCAUGAAGACUUGGGGCAUGAGGAUAAUUGGGUAUGAUCCCAUUACCACGGAGGACGAAGCUAAGGCCGCUGGAAUUGAAAAGUUAGAUUUGGAACAGAUUUGGCCGCUGGCAGACUAUAUAACUGUGCACACCCCAUUGAUACCGGCAACCAGAAACCUGAUAUCUACGAAGUCGCUGGCAAAGUGCAAGAAAGGCGUUAAGGUAAUCAAUGUGGCACGUGGCGGCAUCAUUGAUGAACAGGCCGUUCUGGAUGCACUGCAGAGUGGCCAAUGCGCUGGGGCAGCUUUCGAUGUCUUCCCCGAGGAACCACCCAAGUCGCAGGUCACUAAAGCACUCAUCAAUCAUCCCAAAGUUGUGGCCACGCCCCACUUGGGCGCAAGCACUGCAGAGGCACAAGUCCGCGUUGCCGUUGAGGUUGCAGAGCAAUUUAUUGCCCUAAAUGGCACCUCACCAAAGUAUACAAGCUAUGCAGGCGUUAUCAACAAGGAAGCACUUGCCCACUAUCAAUAAUGCAAAAUUCUUGAUCCCUUCGGCUUUAUUUGUCUGUGUUUCUAGCUGAAUCAAUUAUACCAUCAACAGUAAAA
Messenger RNA from Drosophila montana, 1212 nucleotides. RefSeq names its product D-3-phosphoglycerate dehydrogenase. Lineage: Eukaryota; Metazoa; Arthropoda; Insecta; Diptera; Drosophilidae. The transcript is spliced from 6 exons. The coding region runs from base 140 to 1138 and encodes 332 amino acids. The record is from RefSeq and is a predicted model, not a curated record. Gene Ontology annotation, molecular function: phosphoglycerate dehydrogenase activity; NAD binding.